Molecule: messenger RNA, 6459 nt
Organism: Pristis pectinata (smalltooth sawfish)
Lineage: Eukaryota; Metazoa; Chordata; Chondrichthyes; Rhinopristiformes; Pristidae
Gene: slc37a4a
Product: solute carrier family 37 member 4a
Exons: 10
Coding region: 413-1765 (450 amino acids)
Biological process (GO): phosphate ion transmembrane transport; glucose-6-phosphate transport
Cellular component (GO): endoplasmic reticulum membrane
Molecular function (GO): glucose 6-phosphate:phosphate antiporter activity
Source: RefSeq, a predicted model, not a curated record
GCUUGCGGGACGGGGAGGUGCUGGUGCGGCUGCAGAAGCGGGUCGCUGCCUGGAGCGUGGGCUGUCCUUUUACUCAGGGUAAGAAUUCCGUCACUCCCUUGGACCCUUGCAGUUAAUGUUUUGCCAGGACAACAAACAAGAGCUCGUUACAAAAUCCAACACAGCAAAAUAAUCAAAGGAAAAACAUUGAGUGGAAUUGGACAGUGGAGUUGCUUUUGUUUUUCUCUGUCUCAUCAUAGUUGUCCCAUCUCCUCUUAAUCUAAACGUAUUUUACUUAAAAGCUUGAUGAAUCAUCAAACAUCAAGUCAUCAGUUUUGAUCUAGUUAUUGGGACAGAAACUGGGUACUGGAUAAAUAUCAUCGUCACUGCUUGCGUCUGAUUUUUCACUUCCGACUUCCAAAGACUGAUCAGGAUGGCUGGUUAUGGCUACUACAGGACGAGCAUCUUCACAGCCAUGUUUGUGGGUUACACCCUGUAUUACUUCAAUAGGAAAACCUUCUCCUUUGUGAUGCCCUCCAUCAUGGAGGAGGUGACCUUGGAAAAAGACGAUUUGGGUCUGAUAACCAGCAGCCAAUCGCUGGCCUAUGCCAUCAGCAAGUUUGUCAGUGGAGUGCUCUCCGAUCAGAUCAGUGCCCGCCUGCUCUUCUGCUUUGGCUUAUUCCUAGUGGGAAUGAUAAAUGUUGUCUUCUCCUGGAGUUCCACCAUCACUGCCUUUACUGUGCUCUGGUUUUUGAAUGGAUUGGCCCAAGGCUUUGGGUGGCCACCCUGUGGGAAAAUACUGCGCAAGUGGUUUGAACCAGCGCAGUUUGGAACGUGGUGGGCUGUCUUGUCGACCAGUAUGAACUUAGCAGGCAGCCUUGGCCCACUCAUCGCCACGACAAUGGCUCUUAGCUACAGCUGGCGGGUAACCCUCUCCCUCUCUGGUUCCAUCUCCAUUGGGAUUGCAUUCCUGUGUCUGUUCUUUAUAAUCAAUGAGCCUAUGGAUGUAGGACUACCCAACAUUGAACCAGGCCUGAAGAAAGGAGACAAGAAAGGGUCCACUGGCGAUGAGAGCACUUUGAAGGAACUAUUGUUAACCCCAUAUCUGUGGAUCCUGAAUAUUGGGUACCUUGUGGUGUUUGGAGUGAAGACCUGUUGUACUGACUGGGGGCAGCUCUUCCUCAUUCAAGAGAAGGGACAAACUGCACUUAUAGGGAGCUCGUUCAUGAGUGCGCUGGAGGUUGGCGGACUGCUGGGUAGUGUUGCUGCUGGAUACCUGUCUGACAGAGCAGUUGCUCGGAAAGGCCUUCGAAGUCAUGGGAACCCUCGACAUGGACUUUUGCUCUCCAUGAUGGCAGGAAUGGCCUUAUCAAUGUACCUCUUCAGAGUUACGGUAACUCCAGAGUCUGCUAAGGAGAAUGAGCUCUGGACAUUAAUCUUCUUGCCUCUGACUCAAAUCACUAACUUAACUGAAGACGAGUUAUGGAUUCUGUCCUUGGGAGCCGUAUUUGGGUUCUGUUCUUAUGGACCAAUUGCACUGUUUGGAGUGAUAGCGAAUGAAUCUGCACCUUCUAAUCUGUCUGGGACAUCACAUGCCAUUGUUGCACUCAUGGCAAACGUGGGAGGGUUUCUGGCUGGCCUCCCAUUCAGUACAAUUGCGAAGAACUACAGCUGGGACACGGCAUUCUGGAUCGCCGAGGUCACGUGUGCUCUCACCACCGUGGCCUUUUUCCUGCUGAGGAACAUCCGGACCAAGAUGGGCCGUCUUCCCAAGAAGGAAGAUUGAAAAUCCAGGAACGCUCCUCCAGUAGAGAGCCUUCUGCUUUGAUCAUGUUGGUAAAAGCUCACAAGUGAGUGCACUUCUGCCCACACCAUUACUUUGAGUCUGUAGGCAGUGGAUCCCAUUGCAAAAUUGCUCCUUUUCCCAAAUCCUAUUUACAAUAAGAAUCACAAACGUGUGGAUCUUGGCCCUGCAUUUCGUUUUAUUUUUUAAAAAAAACUCUAGAUUUCUACUAAUUACUCACUAAUAUACAGAGUUUGCAAAGUUUGUUCAGCUGCUGAGCUCUGUUAUAUCUGGCCUGGAGAGUAUCACUUCCAUCCCACCAGGAAGCCUGUGGGAGACCUCACACCAACGCUUUAAGCCGGAGUGGAGGUCUUGGUUCGUCUACAUUUUAUCAGAAAUCCCCCCCACAAAAUCAAUUGUGAACAAAGCAUCAGUGUCUCUCGACCCGCCACUCUUGUGUGCAAAGUAAUCUGAUCCAAAUCCCUGCACCAAAAUGAUAUCCUCAUCAGGGUGCAGAGAAUCAGUUGACUUGGCAGCUAGAUCGCCAUCAGUCUGCAUCACUUCUGAUUUAAAGCAGAUGGCACUGUUCUGUUGGUUUUAAAAUAAAUCCUCCCCCACUGUACUCUAGCUGGAGCACCCAGUGAUCUGGUUCUGUCCAUGGUAACCCAGUAUUUGCGUAACUUAUCAAAGGUUGGCACAACAUUGUGGGCCGAAGGGCCUGUAUUGUGCUGUACUGUUCUAUGUUCUAUGUAUCACACCCAGUGUUGUAUCCUGCAGGGUGAACAGUUCACAGUGGAACUGGGAAUUGCAUACUUAUCUGCUACCAGAUGUGACUUGCGCAACUUGCUUUUUGAACAGAGCCAAUUAAUUCCAAAGAUAUACAUGUGUCCGCUGUGUCUCAGUGGGUAGCAUUCUCACUUCUGAGUCAAGGUUGUGAGUUCACAUCCUUCUCCAAAGACAGUGUGUAAAUUCUGUGCAGUAAUGAGGGAGAGCCACACUGCAGCAGUGUCUUUUGAACAAUUUGAUAAAUUGAGCCCAUCUACUCCAGUGGACAGCUGAAUUUUUAAUAUUGGCUCAAUCACUUGGAAACAGAUUGUCGGGAGCUUUGCAUUGCUGAUAGUGGGAGCCUGCUGUGCACUUUAACCUUGACUGCAUUACAAAAUGAUUUCAUUGGCUUGGGAUUUCCUGAGGUUGUGAAAGAAAUGCACGAGUCUCUAUGGGGUGGUUUGUCUCCCUAACCCCUUAUUCUGAGACUAUGCUCCCAGUUCUUGAUGAAUCGUCCUCUCACUCUAUCCUGUCAGCAUCAAGAAUUUUGCUUCAGUAAUUUCAUUGUUCUAACUCCAGAGAACGUAGAACUCAUCUACUUGAUCCCUCCUUGUCCUGGGGGUCAGUUUACCAACUGUCUCCAGCCCAUGAGGUGCCUCUGAUCAGGAAACCCCUGAAAUGGGAAAGCCUAAUGACUCUCAGUAAUGUGUUAAACAGAAUCUAUUUGACACCAGCUCGUGAGCUAUUAUCCACGUGAUACCAUGGUGGUUCCCUAUUGCUGAGUUUUGUUUCCUCAGCUCUUCCGUUACCAGUCUUCAUCCUGAUGGAUUCAAAUAGCUCUCGCCAGUCAUCUCCAGUUCUUCCCAAUGCUCAAGAAAAAGAACUAAACAUCGUCCGUGAUUUGUUUACAUCCUACAGCAAGUGAUGAUGCAUGGAUAAUCCAGGUGAAUAUCAGAAGGAAACUUCUCAAACGAGACUAUGUUUACAUAGAGAUUAUAACUGGAUUGGGACUGAAGUUUGACAUGAAUGGUGCAUUGGGCUAAUUUGUGUGGGUGCUAACACUUUCUCUCCUGGUCGGGGUACAAUUAAGAACAGAGAGCCUUGGCUCCUUGCUGCCUGCUCUGCCAUUCAAAAGGAUCAGGACUGAACAUCUACCCUCUACUUCACUCUUUCCCACUAUCCCCUUUUCUCUUUGUGCCCAAAAUUUGUUGAUCUCUUGAACAUUCAGAGUGACCGAGUAAAGACAGCCCUCAGCGGUAGAGAAUUCCAAAGAUUCACUAUCCUCUGAGCACUUCUUUCCAGAUCGUCAACCUCUUACUCUGAGACCGUGACCUCAGUUCUAGCUACCCGUCCUCUCAAGACCAAGAACUUGGUUUCAGGUAUCUCAUUCAUGUAAACUCCAAAGAACAUAGAACUAGUCUACUCGAUCUUUCCUCAUAGAAUCCAUUGACUGUAGCUUUGGCACAUUUGCUGUCAGGUAUAUGCAUCUUUCCGUGGAUGAGGACAUCAAAACUGCAGACAGUAGUCCAGGUGUGAUCUCACCAAUGGUAAUUACAAUACCACAUCAUAACAUUUGCUUCCUGAAGUUUACUUGCUGUAACUACAUGUUAACUUUCUGUACAUGUAACCCAGGUCCAUUUCCAUCAAUAUUUCCCAGUUUUUCAUCAUUUUAAAAUAUUCUGCUUUUGUUUUUCCCACUAAACCAGAAAACCAUGCAUUUCUCUAUUUUAUCUCCAUCUGUCUCAUCCCUAGGCCUUUAUGAACUUCCCACAGCUGAUGUUCCCAAACACUUCUGUCAUUGAUGUGGAUUGUAAACACCUGGGGCCCCAGCACUGAUCCUCUGAUACUCCAUCAGAUUCAGAUUGCCAACAGAGGCCUUUCAUGUUAUUCCCAACUGAAUGAGCCCUAAUUUGUGUAGGAGCCAUUUGUUGCACCUUACCAGAAACCUUUAGAAAAUCUUACUGAGCUACAUCCACUGGUUCCCCCUUAUCAAUCCUCUGAGUUAUAAUGUUAACUUAAAAGUUCUUGGAUUUGUCCAAUGCUAUUUCCCUUUCGUGGGUCUUUGACUCUGUCUAAUCAAAUUAAGUCUGUUUUUCACCGUGUAGCUUCAAGCACUUUUCACACUACUGACACCAUUCUACCUGGUCUUUGGUUCACCAUUCUUUGUUCCUCUGAAUAAUGGAUUUAUAUUUGCCGCCUUCUAAUCUAGGAAAUGAAAAUCGGUAUCUUUGUAGGUACACUUCCAAAACAAUUGUGGUAUCAGGCAGUAUUGGGUUUUGGUUCCCAUUGAUAUCAUGGAUAUUCUUUCUUUUCAUUUAUUCAUCCAUGGCAUGUGGACAACACUGGCAUUUAUUGCCCAUCCCUCACUGCCCCUGAACUGUGGAGGCCAUUGGUGAAUUUGGAGUCAUAAAAUUGGUGAAUUUGGGUAAAGAUGGCAGGUUUUCUUCCUAGAAGGACGUUAGUGAACCAGAUGGAUUUUUAUGAGAACAGGGUAGUUUCAUGGUUACUAAUAUAGAUAACUUUAUUCUAGAAUUAAUUAAUUAAAUCUCAGAUCGAUUAAUUAAUUAAAUUGCAGAUUAAUUAAUUAAUUGAGUUUAAAUUCCCUGUUUCUGUCGUGGGAUUCAGACUUGCAUCUCUGUUCGGUAACAAUCCCCAUGGCCCCGUCAUUCACUGUCUGUCUUGGCUACUUGAUUCUCACUUCUAUAGGUUGCUUUCUUCAGAUACCAGACGCUGAGCUAAGAUUUAUCCAAUUCACUUUUAUACUUGGUAAUAUUCAUCAGAUUAUGAUCCCCAGAUGCUCUUUCACUACAUGUUGAUAAUAUCUCAUCCUGUGUACAACAGCUGACUUUUUAAAAUAUCCCGCGCCCCAGUUAGUUGCAUGACAUACUAAUAUUAAACUAUUCUAAAUGUAUUUUAUGAACAUCCUCCACAUUUAAUACUGUAAAUUUGGUAUUCUCCCUCUGUUGAAAUGCCUCAUUAUUACUAUGCCAUAUGCAUUACAUGCACAUUGACAAAUGUACGACUAUCACUACACUAUGAGCUACUCCCACCAGUCUUCAUAUCCCACAUUGUUUAUUAGCUGCCAAGCUGAUUCUGCAUUGAUUUUCUGAUCUAAUUCAGUCCGCUAUGGUCUUUUUCCUAAACUUUCUAUCAUCAGGGCUUCCUGCCUCUCCCACACUUUUUUUUUUCAUUUUCCCCUCUUCUCACAGUCAAAUGUUCUGGAAAAUUUAGUUCCCAACAUUUCCCUAAAGGGUAUUAAAUUUCAACUCUUUCAUUUCUAUUAAUUCAAUUUUAAAUGAAAAAGCUGCAGCUGCAAAACAACAAAUUUCACGUCAUGUAAAUCGGUGAUAAUUCUGAUCCUGAAUGCAGUGCAAGUUCAGAUUAGUUGUAACCAUCUCCUAUAUUUCUUGAUCACCGUUGCCCUAUAACUUUCAAAGUUUGUAUCACGUGACCCACUAUUUUCCUGUUCAACAGUCUAGAUGUUUGUUUAUGGCUUUAAGAUGUAUCCUCUCCUGAAUCUACCCAUAACUCCACCAACCUUUUAUUAAAAGCCCAUUCUACUGUCCUGGUGGUCAGAUGAGCCAGGACAAACCCCAGCCCAGUUUGAGUGGAGCCUGUCCCAACAGAACAGCUGGUUUCUGGUCUUGUCUUGAGAGUUUAACAUAAUAGGCGUUUGAUUAGCAAAUGAAUCAAUAUUUUAAUUAACUGUAAAUGCUGAAGAUUACCUGCUCUUUGCAUGUUAAAAUAAUACACUACCUUUUGUUUAUUGAGGUGCUAAGUGUAUAGCUACUGAAUGGGGUUUAUCUCCCCUUUUUAAAGUAUAGUUUAUGUAUAACUGAACUUUUACUGUUGUGAGGUUUUGGCAGGGUCAUCCACAAUCAGGGCUUUUUAAACAUUUAAUGUGACCAGUAACCAAUAAAUUUUACCCACUU